Messenger RNA from Cololabis saira (Pacific saury), 5788 nucleotides. It is a transcript of the gene iqsec3a, whose product is annotated as IQ motif and Sec7 domain ArfGEF 3a. The record is from RefSeq and is a predicted model, not a curated record. Gene Ontology annotation, molecular function: guanyl-nucleotide exchange factor activity; protein binding. Gene Ontology annotation, biological process: regulation of ARF protein signal transduction; actin cytoskeleton organization. Bases 116 to 4486 code for a protein of 1456 amino acids. The transcript is spliced from 14 exons. NCBI's taxonomy places the organism in Eukaryota, Metazoa, Chordata, Actinopteri, Beloniformes, Belonidae.
GGAAGAGAGAGAGACUGCCCACUUCCCCCAGAGCUCAGAGGCUCAGAGGCUCGGAGCUCCGUCCCUCCAUCUCCUAAUCAAGUCCGUCCAGAGGCCUCAGAAUCCGCUCACAGUGAUGGAGAGCCUGCUGGAUAAUCCGAUGAAAGCCGUGCUGUACCUGAAGGAGCUCACCACCAUCGUGCAGAACCAGCAGAGCCUGAUCCAGACGCAGCGCCAGCGCAUCGACGAGCUCGAGCGGAAGGUGGAGGACCUGAUCGGGGAGAACCGGCAGCUGCGGGACCCGCACCUGUACGUGCAGCAGCAGCAGCAGCAGCAGCAGCAGCAGCAGCAUCAGCCCCCCCAGCCCGCCCAGCUGCACCUCCAUCACCACCACCACCCACAGACCUCCACCCACCGCAGCGCCGGCCCCCAGGCGCCGGCUCUGCUCCAUCAGCACCCGGGGAGCAGCAGCAGCAGCGGCGGCACCAGCGGGGGCAAAGCCGCGGCGCAGCAUCAGCACCAGAAUCAGCAUCAGCACCAGAAUCAGCAUCAGCAGCAUCAGCCUCCGCCGCCUCAGCAGCAGCAUCAGCAUCAUCAGCAGCAUCAGCAGCAGCAGCAUCAGCAGCCUCCGCCGCAGCUGCAGCCGCAGAUUACGGCGGCUCCACCUCAGCAGCUGCAGCUCGUCCCCACCUCGCCACAGUCGCCCAAAGGCGACCAGAGCGGCUCCGACUCGGCCGAGGAGGACAAGCGCAGCUCCGCCUGCUGCAAGUCGCUGGUCCCGCAGACCCCCGCGGCGCUCUGCCGCUCCGUGCAGGGGCUGGCCCGCAAAGCCGAGAACCAGACGGUCUUGCACCAGUUCUGCUGUCCGGCGCCGGAGGCCCCCGAGGGCGAGACCUCCACGGCCUGUGUCCCCAGCGAUGAACUUUCUCCAGACUCGUCUGUGGGGGAGGAAGGGAAGGGAGGUGAGGGGGAGCCGCAGAGUGAGGCCCAGGCACAGCCGGCACAACCGGAACCGGAGCCCGAACCUGAACCCGAACCCGAACCUGAACCUGAACCAGAGCCGGAACCUCAACAGCAGCAGCAGGAGCAGCAGCUACAGCAGGAAGAAGAGGCUCAGCCUCUGGAACCACAGUCUGAACCGCAGCCUCAAGUCGAACCCCAGUCCGAGCCCGAGCCGCCGUCACCGCCGCCUGAGCCUCAGGCCGAGCCCGAGGUGACCGAGGCGCCGCCACAGUCCCCCAGAACCCCGUCGCCCUGCGCGGAGGAGCACCCAAGGGUGCUGGCGGACAGUCCAAGCCCAGAAGAAACUGUGGAGGCCGAGGAGGCCGAGCAAGAGGAAGAGGAGGAGGUGCAGGAGGAAGCACAUGAGGCAACGCAGGAGGAAGAGGACGAGGAAGGAGCGGGAGCUAAAGGAGGAGGUGCAGGGAGGAGGGCCAGUCUGCACCACACGGCCUCGCCCUUGAGGGUGCAGCGCAACGGGGCCGGCUCGCACUCCGCCACCCCAGACUAUGAACUCUCGCUUGACCUCAAAAAUAAGCAGAUCGAAAUGUUAGAGCACAAAUACGGCGGCCAUCUGAUCUCCCGCCGCGCUGCCUGCAAGAUCCAGACCGCCUUUCGCCAGUACCAGCUCAGCAAAAACUUUGAGAAAAUCCGCAACUCCCUCCUGGAGAGCCGUCUGCCGCGGCGCAUCUCGCUGCGCAAGGUCCGGGUGCAGAACACGGAGGGUUUCUCUGCUGAACGGGCGCUGGCCGAAGGGUGCAGCUUGGCGGGCAUCCCGCUGGUGCGCUCGCCGUCGCUCCCCGCCACGGUCGGCGGCAGCCUGACCGACCUGGAAGACUCCUUCACUGAACAGGUCCAGUCUCUCGCCAAGUCCAUUGACGACGCGCUCAGCAACUGGAGCCUGAAGACCAUGUGUUCGCUGCAAGAAGGCGGCACCUAUCAGUUCACUGCCGACUCUUUCAGCAAGGCGGCGGCAGCGGCGGCGGCUGCAGGAGUCGGUGGGUACGGAGAGGGAGGCGGUCUGGGAGAAUCGACGAUUCCAAAAAGUGUGGUGGACCCAAACGACCUGUCGAAAAGCGCGAGUAAGCUGAUGAUGGCAUUUCGAGAUGUGACGGUAGAGAUUGACAGCCAGAACUUCAGAGUUUCGUCCUCGGUGAUGGAAUCAUCCGCCUCAGUCACUCUCGGCAGCGCCGUCCAACAAGACGCUGCCUCCACCAUCGUCACAACCGCUUCUAUGGCAACAAACUCCACACUAGACUUCCUUCCACCUGCUCUCUCACAAGAACCUCCUCCUCCACCUCCAGAGGCCCCAACCGAACCCAUAGACCCCCCGCCGCCACCCCAAGAGCCGCCACCGCCCCCAGAGUUAGAUAUGGACGUUGGCGAGCAGGAUAUUGAAUUCCCUGCCCCACCUCCGAGCGAAGAGGAGCUAGAGGAGGACGAUCAGCCUCCCUUAACGCCUCUGGAUAAGAUGGCGGCACCUCAAAGCCCGGAGGAGGUGGCGGUGGUUGCCCCGCCGCCGCCACCUCCUCCGGCAAACGAAACCGCUGGAGUUCCUCCGCCGCAGGAGGCCGGACCGCUGGCCAGCUGUCCUGUGGUGGAGCCUCUAGACGUGAAGAGAUGUGGCUCCGAGACGGCGGACAACAGCUCAGAGCAGAUGAGCAGCAGCAGCACGUCGACGGAGGCGCGCUCGACGUCCGAGGCGUCGUCCAAGGAGGCGCUGCAGGCCAUGAUCCUCAGCCUGCCGCGCUACCACUGCGAGAACCCCGCCAGCUGCAAAUCGCCCACGCUGUCCACGGACGUCAUGAGAAAACGCCUGUACCGCAUUGGCCUCAACCUCUUCAAUGUAAACCCCGACAAGGGCCUUCAGUUCCUGAUCUCGCGAGGCUUCAUCCCCGACACGCCCAUCGGCGUCGCCCACUUCCUGCUGCAGAGGAAGGGCCUGAGCCGGCAGAUGAUCGGAGAGUUCCUCGGAAACAGCAAGAAGCCCUUCAACAGGGACGUCCUGGACUGCGUGGUGGACGAGAUGGACUUCUCCGGCAUGGAGCUGGACGAGGCGCUGAGGAAGUUCCAGGCCCACAUCCGCGUCCAGGGAGAAGCCCAGAAGGUGGAGCGUCUCAUCGAGGCCUUCAGCCAACGCUAUUGCAUGUGCAACCCCGACGUGGUGCAGCAGUUCCACAACCCAGACACCAUCUUCAUCCUGGCCUUCGCCAUCAUCCUGCUCAACACCGACAUGUACAGCCCCAACAUCAAGCCCGACCGCAAGAUGCUGCUGGAGGAUUUCAUCCGCAACCUGCGAGGGGUGGACGACGGAGCAGACAUCCCCAGGGACAUGGUGGUGGGAAUCUACGAGAGAAUACAGCAGAGGGAGCUGCGCUCCAACGAGGACCACGUCACCUACGUCUCCAAGGUCGAGCAGUCCAUCGUAGGCAUGAAAACGGUUCUCUCCGUCCCUCACAGAAGACUGGUGUGCUGUAGUCGACUGUUUGAGGUGACGGACGUCAACAAGGCCCAGAAACAGGCAGCACAUCAGAGAGAAGUCUUCCUCUUCAACGAUCUCAUCGUGAUCUUGAAGCUUUGUCCAAAGAAGAAAAGUUCUGCUGCCUACACGUUCUGCAAAGCCAUGGGCCUGCUGGGCAUGCAGUUCCACCUUUUUGAAAACGAAUACUACCCUCACGGCAUCACCAUCCUCUCCCCGUACGGCUCCGACAAGAAGCAGGUUCUCCACUUCUGCGCUCAGAGCGCCGAGGAGCUGCUCAAGUUCCUGGAGGACCUGAAGGAGUCGAUCGCCGAGGUGUCGGAGAUGGAGCAGAUACGGAUCGAGUGGGAGCUGGAGAAGCAGCAGGGCGCCAAGACGCACGCAGUGAAGAGCAACGGCACCCAGCUGGAGCUGCGCGGCAAAGCGGGCUCGCCAUCAGGAAACCAGGAGGUAGAUGACCGAAGCGGACACAACGCAGUGGAGGUGUCAAUUCACAACAGGCUUCAGACGUACCGGCUCAGCAGCAGCAGCAGCAGCUCGGCGCGGAGCCCCGAGAGCGCGGCGGCGUCGGCGGCGCGUCCUAGCGGCCGGGGGGAGCUGCUCUUCCAGCCGGGGCCCCCGGGGGCCCCGUUCCUCCACCACGCCCCCCCCCACGCCGCCAGCAUGGCCGACCUGCGGCCCGAGGCGCUCAUCCAGUGCCAGCAGAUCGUCAAGGUGUUCAUGCUGGACGACGGCGGCUUGGGCGGGGGCCACCGCGGCCUCGGCGGACGCGUGGAGGCCUUCCUGAGCCAGACGGCCCCCCACCCUUACCACCAUCGCCACCGGGGCCCCCACCAGCUCAGCCAGUCCGCCGCCUCCACCCCCGUCCGCUCGCCGGACGCCUUGCACGGCGGCGGCGGCGGCGACGGCUCCCAGCCGCCGCUGCCGCCGCCGCCCCCGCCCUACAACCACCCGCACCAGUACAUCCCCCCGCCGGACCCCCGGCUCAGUCUGCACCGGACCCCCAGCGGCUCCCGGAGCAUGGUGUAAAUAACCCCCGACCCCCCCCUGAGAAAGAAAAAACCCAAAUAUAUAUAUAAAUACGCCGAGUGUAAAUAUAUACAUACAGAUGAAGAGCUAUGAAACACUGCGGCUCCACUUAUAUGCAGAUAUUUAAGGAAAAAUCCAAGAAAAAAAGUUUUAAAAGAAGAGAAAAGGAGAAAACAAAGUGAAUAUACGACGUUUUACUUGAUUCCUCAUGUAUUUUGAAAUAUUAUGUAGUUUUAACAGAUUUCUAUAACUUUUUGUCAGUUUUAACUCAUCAAGAGGGAGAAAAAAACUACAAUUAUGGCUCUUUUUGACCCCAUCGGCCUCAUCCCCGACACUUCAAAUGGAAACGUGUGCCAAAAUAUAUACGCCUCUUACUAAACAAUGACUUCUUUGCACUUGACUGAGCAAAAAAAAGGAAAAAAAUGAAGAAAAAAUAGUCCUUUCAAGCCGAAAAAAUGGAAAAAGGCAGAAGAAAAAGCUAUCUAACCAUUUGCUGAUUUAUUUAUGUGAUGGAGGGUCUUUUUUCUCUUCCUCUUUAUCUCGUCUGGAUUUAAAAAGAACAAAAAAAAAGGUAAAACACCAUCCAGCGAUGAGCUCUUUCCAGCGGCGCCUGUUGUGUUGUGGACUCUCCAUCCUCAGCAUCGUCCAGGCUUUUCCGGACAUUUACCUGCCGACUCCAGAGGAAUUGAAGGUCCAUAUCUUUAAAAAAAAAAAAGGCUCUCAAACCAGAACCAGAACCCGCUUCCACGUGUGAUAGAUGUAGACACACACUGUGCUGCAUUUGCAUUUUGACAAAUGCCUCUUUUGCUUUUCUUUUUUCCUCCAGGAACCCCCCCCCACACACACACUCAAACCUUGCCAUAAAAAAGGCUUUUUCCUGCAGCUGUUUGAUGUUCAGAUGUGUGUUGACUUUAAUUUAAUAAUGUGUGUCCAGCUGCUUGCGUCUCCUCCCUCGUUUGUGUCUCUUCUUGACUGUUUUCCCUCUUCCUCGCCUUUCAGACUGACUUUUAAGAUUAAAACAAAACAAAAAAAACACAAAAGAGUUGCAGCUUGUAUUGCAAACGCUGGUAUUUAUGGUAUUUUUCUGUGCUGCUGGCUCUCUGCUUUACACGAGAAUGGGAGGAAGAGAUGGCAUCGCCUUUGUUUGGUCUCAGCCCGGAUUGUAAAUACCAGGAUGUGGAGGUUUGUUGAUUUAUAACCACGGAGCCGAAGCAGGGAGGUCAUGGCAAGCCCUUUUAACAUUUAAUGGCUAAGUUUGACUAUCCAGAAUUAAGAUUGCAGAUAUCUACAACUGCAUUUUGA